GCUCAAGCUAGCUAGACAACUGGUGGUUGCAGGAAGACUAUCCAAAAAAACCACAAGGAUCACCAACAAGAUGCAGCAAGCCAAGGUGAAGGUGAAGGAUGGCUCGAGCGCGCUGAGGGCCAAGGCGAAGAUAGCGUGGGCCAAGCUGGCGGAGAAGGUGGAGGCUGCGACGUCGAGGUCGCACGACGAGCGGAAGCUGGCGCACGAGCGCGGCAGGGCCAAGGUCGCCGCGGCCGAGGCGCAGCUGCACCGGGAGAAGGUCGCGCACCGCGAGGCCGCCAUGGAGCACCGCCUCCACAAGCACGCCGGCGUCGGCGGCCACAACCACAAGCACGACGCCGGUGGUGUGCACUGAGGCGUGGCGUGUAUAUUCUUUCCAUUGAUGUACUGUUACAUACGUGUGCCGUGGUUAUUUGGUCAAGUUAUAUCUGGAGUGCCACGUGAAUUAUUGACGUUGUGGAUGUUUUUAUGAUUGGUUGACAAGCUAAAAUACAUUUUUAUUUUAUUUUCA
Molecule: messenger RNA, 511 nt
Organism: Triticum aestivum (bread wheat)
Lineage: Eukaryota; Viridiplantae; Streptophyta; Magnoliopsida; Poales; Poaceae
Exons: 1
Coding region: 71-355 (94 amino acids)
Biological process (GO): embryo development ending in seed dormancy
Source: RefSeq, a predicted model, not a curated record